AUGGGGCGACCCGACGGAGGACACCCGUUACAGCUAUUCUUGGCGGUUUCGGAGGACACGGUCAGCUCGGCAUUGGUGCAGGAGCAACCUGAAUUUAAACUUGUGUACUUUGUCAGUCGAACAUUGCAGCCGACAGAGACUAGGUACAAAAGGGUGGAAAAGAUUGCUUUGGCUUUGGUGGUUGCAGCAAGACGUUUGAGGCCGUACUUUCAGAGCCACCAGGUGAUAGUACGAACGGAUCACCCGAUCGCAAAAAUCUUGCACAAGCCUGACUUGGCGGGGAGAAUAGUAGGGUGGUCUGUGGAGUUGUCAGAGUUCAGACUGCAAUUUGAGCCGAGGGGAUCAGUCCGAGGGCAGCACCUGGCUGAUUUUGCGGUUGAAUUACAAGAGGAAAAAGGACCUUAUGAAUGGGUCCUUUAUGUGGAUGGCUCUUCGGAGAAAUCCGGAGGAGGAGCAGGUGUUGUUUUGGAGGGACCGAACGGCUUUAUUGUCGAACAGGCAAUUGUCUUUCGGUUCAAAAUAAGAAAUAAUCAAGCCGAGUACGAAGCAGUAUUAGCCGGGCUAGAAUUGGCCAAAGAGUUGGGAGCGGUCUUGGUCAAAUGCCGAACGGAUUCCCAACUGGUGGUAGGACAAUUGACCGAGAGUUUCCAGACCAAAGACGAUCAGUUGCUUCGAUAUUUUCACAAAGUAAAGGAGUUGGUGAAGCAGUUCCGGGUGGUGGAGUUCAAACAUGUGCCUAGGGAGCAAAAUGCGAGGGCGGACAUCUUGUCCAAGCUCGCCAACAGCAAAGGAAAAGAUCACUUGUCUUCGGUCAUAAGGCAAGUUAUGAUGAACCCAUCGGUGGAGAGCUGUGCCGUUCAUGAGAUACCCGCUCAACCGGACUGGAGGAAAGAAAUAAGUGAGAUUAUUCAGAGGCAGGAGAGUAGACUGCACGUUCAGGCACAGGAAGCAAAGAAAGCCGCUUGCUAUCUGAUGAUAGGAGAAGACCUUUAUAAAAGGGGAUUCUCUUGCCCCUUGUUGAAAUGCGUAACCUCGGAGGAGGCCGAAUAUGUGAUGAGGGAGUUGCAUGAUGGAGCAUGUGGCAUGCAUAUAGGCUAA
Molecule: messenger RNA, 1098 nt
Organism: Vigna angularis (adzuki bean)
Lineage: Eukaryota; Viridiplantae; Streptophyta; Magnoliopsida; Fabales; Fabaceae
Exons: 1
Coding region: 1-1098 (365 amino acids)
Molecular function (GO): RNA-DNA hybrid ribonuclease activity; nucleic acid binding
Source: RefSeq, a predicted model, not a curated record